CUUCCUCGUCCCACCGAGCGAUGACGCUAGAAUCAAAAAACGGAGCGCACAAAAAUUGGGGGGUCUCCAGCUCUGCCUGUGUCACAUGGAAGCACAGUAGCGGAGCCGAGGGGAUGCGAGUACAGAUGGAGGGGGCUUGAGGGACUGUGGAGCAGAAAAACUGGCUCUUGGAGAUAAAACUGGAGAUACAGCAGCGGCAUCAGAGGCAGACAGGCACUUUCCCAGCCUCCCUUCUGGCUGGGAGAGCAGAGGAGCGGAGGACAGGGGCGCGCAAGAGGGUCAACGGGCUGCUCGAAGGAUGUCACAUGCGAAAUAUGCUGCAUUCGUGUUUUGUGGACCCCGUGGAAGACAACUUAUCGCUUUUGAUUGAUUAUGCUGCGCCUGGUCCGAGUGGAAGCAGAAGGAAGCGACCAGGGUUGACGCUGCGCCUCCCCAAAUCCCUGAUCUGAAUCCCAGAGCGACUGUGGCACCUCCCUGCGUGCAUGAGUUGUAAGGGUGUGUGUGAGUGUGUGUGUGUGUGUGAGAGCAAGUGAGCGUCAGCGCUCCCACAUGGCCUCCAUGCAGGACGGGCUGAACUUCACGGCUCCUCCCUACGGCAAGGUCCUGCUGCUGGGCGCUAUCGCUGCUGCCUCAGCCUUCGUUGUCACCAUCCUCAUCGUGGUGCUCUGCGUGGGUUGCCAGAGGAAGGGGAAGACACACAAUGUUCCCAGCGAGGGUGGAAAACACCGUCUCAUGGACAUGGGUAUUCUCAGGCAGUCAAAGCUGCGGUCGAUCAGUAAAUCAGACACAGAGAUGAACAAGAUGAACUGCAACGGCAAAAGCAGGCAGCUUCCACAGAUCCCAUCUGGGACUGGAGAGGAUGGAGAGCACACUUACUCUGAGGUGGGUCGACGCUCCUCCACCUCACGUACUGAUGAUGCCCUCUACGCCAUGGUAGGCAGGGCCGGGCAGACGGACACUCCGGCCCCUCCCGCGGUCCCCGCCAACACCCCGGCCCCCCCGGACCCAGAUGGCGACGUGGAAGGAGGGCUGCCUGAACCCGAGGCCCAGGUCAUGACUCCGCCUCAUCCUCCAGAGGGAGCUGAAUAUGCCUGCGUCAGGAAGCUGCGGAAGGCCGACAAGGCGCCGCAAAAGAGGGACAGCGGGACGGAUAUGGGGGAGCCGCCGGUGCCACCUCCGAGACACGCCCCGCCAACACAUCCAGCGCCUCCUCCGCCACAUCCUCACAGCACAAAGCUGCCCCGGAGGAAUGCGGAGAACUUCAAUGUCCCGUCAUUCCCAAAGGGGACACGUCUCUUUCGCCAACAGCCUGAACAACAUCAUAUCAAUGAAGUGAUGUUUAUGGGAAACGGGGAGCAGUACAUCUGGAAGCCUCCGGAGGAUGAAGAGAUGUUCAUGCACCAAAAUAAAGCCCUGGGAUCGCUGGGUGCUCACACGAUGGAGAAUAUACAACCAUCUGCUGCAGUGGUGGCUGAGAUGUACUCAAAGGUUUGUAAAACUGGAAAGAAGAAGAGAGCUGUGCCAGGGUCGCCCCCAUCCAAUCCUGGCUUCCGGACCUUGGGUCGUGGCGACCGGGACCGAGAUCGGGACGGGGGGUUUAGUGUAGUGGUCAAACCGCAGACGUGGGCCCUUCAGGAGGGCAAAGCGAUCGGCGGGCCACUCGACGACCACUGUUACGAGUCCAUCGGGACAGAAGAGUGCGACCCAUCCUAUGAGAACCUGGAGGGUGGAGCCUGGAAACGGGAGAGGCCCCCCAACACGUGUGCCACCCUUCGACCCAGGAGGAAGAAAGCCCAGCAGCCUUUGCAGCAGCAGCAGCCCCCUCCUCCUCCGCCGACGCAGCAGACCCCCAAGUUACAGCACCUGCCUGCCAAAGCCUUGCUGCUGCCGGGGGAGAACCUGUACGAGAGCAUUGGCGACUUGAAGCAGGGCUCCGCCACCUCCAGCACCACCACCAUCUUUACUUUCAAUGACGGCAUGGAGAUGUACGUAACAGGGCUCUGAGGCGGCGGCUGCACUGUGACCCCGAACCUUCAACACAAGGAGCUGAGCUAACACCAGAGGAGUGACGGCUGGGCCCCUGUCAUGCUCCCCCACACAUACUGUUUACAUUCAAGUCAUAACAUCAGGCCUUUCACAGGAUGGGCAGAAAUGUUGAUCUGUUAUGACCUGGGCUGAAUCAAAGCCCAAUCUAUCAACCUUAAAAGGAAUCCAAAGGUAGUGAAUAUUAAAUGAGCACAAGACCAUCGCAGAGCAAUCUGUGGGUAACAGUAGCACUUCUAUUUUACUGAAACAUGUGCAAAGCACAAUAAAGUAAAAGCCUAAAUUCUUCCUCAACUUUAGCGGGUAAAAAUAGUUGUUUUCAUGGUCCGAGCAGGAAUCCUAUUUUGAGGAAAAGGCACAGGAUCUGUGAAAUCUUUUGGUAGCACUUAGUCUGUCACAAACAGGCCUUCCCUGUAGUCUGACGAGAUGUGAUUCAGGACGGAAUUUAAAUGAUAGGAAAGAAAUGAAUUACUAAUCAAAAUACUUGAAAGCUCAGGGACCAAGAGAAUCAAUUAAGAGAGUAUUUAAAGAAAAAUUGCACACAUUUUGCAUUCCUCCCAAAAGCUUUGACUAAUUUAGACCAUAAUCACGUUUAAAAACCGACCGGAUACUUCCCUCUGUCACCUUUUGUUUCAUCUGACAUGGACUGAACACUGUCUCCACUGCCGUCUGUAAAUGAAGUGUUUUACUUUGUUGAUCCUGUUUCUGCACUUUGCCUGCUACGAGUUGCAUGCUAAAAAAAGUGGAAAAAAAGACAAAAAAUCAAGCACUGUCAUGUGGUACCUCUAUAUGAAUGUUUUUAUUUUAUUGUUGUUGGUUGUUUUCUUUUCUUUUAGUGUGUUGCUUUAUUUCUCUGUAGAGCACAAAGCCAGUUAAGUGAAGGAAGUCUCUGGCUCGGUGGGACUCUGUUCAGCAGAGAGGAGAGGUAGUCUUCUCUCACGGUUUGCCUGCUGAAAACAGAACAGAUGAAACCAGACUAAAGAGAACUGCUCGAGUCCUAAAGGUGGAGACAGACCACUCAACCCCCCACACACACACGCACACACACACAUACCUCUCUCUGCUCAGUCCUCCCUCAUGUCUGUGGACCGUUCAUCUCCAUCGUCCCUGCCUUGUGCUCAUAUGAAUCUGCUUUGGGUUUUCACCAUAGUGCAGCUUGGAAAGCUACUGUAGAACUGAUGUGUAUUAGCAAAACGUCAUGUCUCAUCAUCACUCCAUCGAUGAACUCUCUCUCUUUCUCUCUUCUCUCUCUUUCUCUCCGUUAUCUGUGUUAAAAAUAUCGCAGAAGUGACAAAAAUGUGAAGCAAAAUGGUUUCGCUAAGCAGCAGAGCAUCACCUCGAGGAUAACACGCUCAAAUUCACAUCCCAAAUCCUGGACAAUAACGACGUUUUUUCAUUUGACCAAAUAUCCCCAGCAAACAAUGUGAUUAUACUGUAUGUUGAUGCAAUGUGUAUGUACAUUACAAAAGAGAAAGAAUAAUAAAUAUAUCAUCAGUGUCAAGAAAUCUAUCUUUUUCUAUUACGUUUAAUUGUGUUUUGGAAUGACUUAUCUUGUGACACAAACUGCAAAACAGCUGCAAUGUAAAAAAAAAUUCCCGUGUAUUCUGUUUGUUGUUUUUUGAAGCCAUGAAGCUACGGUGUGUUCUUGGAAAGCCCGGCUAAGUUAAAUGUGGCAGCUAAUGUUGUGUGUUUGCUAUUCAGACUACAGGGUCUUGUACUCAGAAGCGUGUAAUUAAGUGCUAAGUGCAAAAGAUUGUAAUGUUUUAUAUCAAGAUUACUAUUCAUGAAAUGUCAGUCAAGUUUAUACUUUUGUAAUAAAGUGGCACUUU
Notolabrus celidotus (New Zealand spotty) is the source of this 3872-nucleotide messenger RNA. RefSeq lists its product as uncharacterized. Lineage: Eukaryota; Metazoa; Chordata; Actinopteri; Labriformes; Labridae. The transcript has 8 exons. Gene Ontology annotation, cellular component: plasma membrane; membrane raft. The coding region runs from base 550 to 2004 and encodes 484 amino acids. The record is from RefSeq and is a predicted model, not a curated record. Gene Ontology annotation, biological process: intracellular signal transduction; B cell receptor signaling pathway; T cell receptor signaling pathway.